UUUAUUUUGGUAACAGCACAUGGCACUCCGAGCUCGACGCACUGAUUCCAUUGCGCGCGCAGCCACAGGUGGCGUUCUUAUGUGCCACCACCUUAACGUCUGAGACGCCAGAAGAGAGACGAAGACAAGGGACUAACAGCGCUUCAUCUCCGCUCCGCUGCUUGAAAAAAAAAAAAAAAAGAAGCUGCUUUCUGCUUUUUUUGCUCGCAUUUUGGACGCGGUUGUUGUUUCAGGCAGAGUUGAACUGGGACCAGUGCAGUCUGCUGGGUGUGUGCUCAGCGUGUUGUCGAGGAGCGCGCCGAGAUUCAACAGGUGGAGAAGAAGGCACCUGAAAUCCCUGCACUCACCUUGGGUUUUGACAAGUGUGCAGAUCUGAUCACUAAAUGGCGCUGACGGUGAACCUUAUCGGUCCUUCGCCAUGGGGCUUCAGAAUACAUGGAGGAAGGGACUUCAAGAAGGCCAUAACUGUAUCAAAGGUCAACGGGGGCAGCAAGGCAGAGAAGGCUGACCUGCAACCUGGUGACAUUAUCUUGGAGAUCAAUGGGGAAAACACGGCCGACAUGCUGAACGUGGAGGCCCAGAACAAGAUCAAGAACUCAAAGACUCAGCUGCAGCUGGCGGUGGAGAGACCUGAACCUCCCGGUCCUGGACAGACCAACGGCAUCAGCACUCCUGAGCAGCUCACUGGACGCUUCCAGGAGGCAGUAAUGGUGAGUAAAGAUGAGAAUCAGAACUACAGAGAGUACACCAUCUCCAGCCCUGCGUCGCUGUCCCCUGGACCGUAUUCAUCAGAUCCUUUUUCCAGCCCAGAUGGGAAGAGGGAGAGGCUGACACCGACCCCUAACAAGAGUGUCCUGCUGCGUCCAUGGUCUCCAGAAGACAAAAAUCACAGUCUGUCCAGACCGCAGUCACAGGAGUUCUCCUCUUCCGACUACAGGAAUAAUUCUGUGUCCAGCAGAACCCCGACCCCGCCAGGACGCUACUCGCCCCACAGCCCCAUUGAUCGGGACGUACCCAUGUCCCCUCGGCGCAGCAGUUCAAGCUCCGACUUUACCAUGCAGAAGUUCGACACGGAGUCGGAGGUGUACAAGAUGAUUCAGGAGAAUAAGGAGUCCCGCACGGCGCCUCGUCAGUCCAACACCUUUAAAAUGCUGCAAGAGGUCCUGGAGGCUGACGAGAAAGAGGCAGCCCGGCUUUUCCCAGGGAAACUUUCGCCUAGCACCCCGAAACAAAGCACAUCAGUGGGAGGAGUCCAAAAAAACCACACCUGUGAGAAAUGCGGCACCAGCAUUGUCACACUGGCCGUGCGCAUCGCUGACGACCGCUUCCGCCAUACAGAGUGCUAUACCUGCACAGAUUGCGGCCUCAACCUCAAGAUGAGAGGUCACUUUUGCGUCGGAGAUGUGAUGUACUGUGAGAAGCACGCCAAAGAGAGGUACCAAGGCCCAGAAAGUCCCCCUCAAGCCACCGUGUCACCGCGCCAAUAAGUGCCAUCUCACACCUGCCCCGCUCUGGACGUAGAGUGCUGCUUGUCCUUCUGAAGCUCCACACCAUCUGACUCAGUUAUAGACCUUGGGAUGGGGCGUGGAGGUGGACACUAGUCUACGAAAUGGCAGAGGAUGUUCUUUUCUGAUCACAUUUAACCAUACUUUGCAAUAUUAUGAUUAAUUUUCUUGCCUUUUCUUAUAUGAGCAUUGGGGCUUUGUUUUUCAAAUGACCCGUCCUCCGCGGUCUCUUUAGAUUAUUCUUAGCUGUAAUGAUGCACAGCUGCCAUGGACUCGAGCCACAUCACAUUGUGCUACGCCAGAUUUACAUAACGCCAACGCUUUAGACAAACUGAACAGGACUGGCUCUCUGAGGAUCUGGAUGAUCCUGCUGACACAAAGGGACCAAAAUCUCACCUACACUGCAUGCCAUUUAAAAAAAAAAAAAACAAAUGUACUGUACACAGACAGUGCUGUGUGGGUGUGUAUGGAUGCAUGCUUUCA
This is a messenger RNA of Anarrhichthys ocellatus (wolf-eel), 1988 nucleotides long. RefSeq names its product PDZ and LIM domain 2 (mystique) (gene pdlim2). The record is from RefSeq and is a predicted model, not a curated record. NCBI's taxonomy places the organism in Eukaryota, Metazoa, Chordata, Actinopteri, Perciformes, Anarhichadidae. Gene Ontology annotation, biological process: muscle structure development; actin cytoskeleton organization; heart development. The transcript is spliced from 10 exons. Gene Ontology annotation, cellular component: filamentous actin; stress fiber; adherens junction. Gene Ontology annotation, molecular function: muscle alpha-actinin binding; actin binding. Bases 384 to 1487 code for a protein of 367 amino acids.